This is a messenger RNA of Ceratotherium simum simum (southern white rhinoceros), 1420 nucleotides long. The record is from RefSeq and is a predicted model, not a curated record. Lineage: Eukaryota; Metazoa; Chordata; Mammalia; Perissodactyla; Rhinocerotidae.
CGUGUGGCCUUUGUUAAUAUGCGUUUGAGACAGAGACUUAUAUGUAGAAGUUGAAAAUGCCUGGAAGAUUUCUGGUUUCUGUCACUCCUUUUCCUGCCUUUUUGCAUCUCUGCCUGAUUUGGAUGAUGUGAUGUUCAGAGGGACGCCUUAAUCGAAGUCGUUCUCCAGCGAGACACACCUGGCCAAAGAUUGUAUCCUUAAUUCAAGAUGGCCAGUCAACCGCCAGAAGAUGCCGCAGAGUCUCAGGUGUCCGACGAGCUCGAGUGUAAGAUCUGUUAUAAUCGCUACAACCUGAAGCAGAGGAAGCCCAAAGUGCUGGAGUGUUGUCACAGGGUGUGUGCCAAAUGCCUCUACAAGAUCAUAGACUUCGGGGACUCCCCACAAGGCGUCAUCGUCUGUCCUUUCUGCAGGUUUGAGACAUGCCUGCCGGAUGACGAAGUUAGUAGCCUGCCCGACGACAACAACAUCCUCGUGAACUUGACUUGUGGAGGCAAAGGCAAGAAGUGCCUGCCAGAAAACCCCACCGAGCUGCUGCUGACCCCCAAGAGGCUGGCCUCGCUCGUCAGUCCUUCUCACACCUCCUCCAACUGCCUGGUUAUCACCAUCAUGGAGGUCCAGAGAGAGAGCUCCCCGUCUCUGAGCUCCACUCCUGUGGUAGAGUUUUAUAGGCCUGCGAGUUUCGACUCUGUCACCACUGUGUCCCACAACUGGACUGUGUGGAACUGUACAUCCCUGCUCUUUCAGACAUCCAUCCGGGUCUUAGUCUGGUUGCUAGGUUUGCUGUACUUCAGCUCCUUACCCCUAGGGAUCUACUUACUGGUAUCUAAGAAAGUCACCCUUGGGGUCGUCUUUGUCAGCCUCGUCCCUUCAAGCCUUGUUAUUCUUAUGGUGUAUGGUUUUUGCCAGUGUGUUUGUCAUGAAUUUCUAGACUGUAUGACACCUUCUUAAUCGAUAUGCAAACUAAGAAAUUUGACGUACAUUGCCAUGUUUGAAGUUAGGUAAUUUAUCAUUUAUUUUCUUUUGUGUUGUCUACGAUUAGGGUCCCUGACAUUAACAAAGCCAUCAUCCAUAUGUCUGUGGUCUGUUUUCCAUCAAAAUGUUGACUCAGUUGGUUUUCCUAUAUGCUGGAAGUAAAAAUAUUCAUUUCUACUUAGGGGUUAGCAAAGAAACAAAAAUGUAUGAGCUAAGCCUUCAUGGAGCUCUUCUCAUGAGUCUUCCCAGAGAAAGAGCAGGAUUUCACUCAGCCCACCUGGAUGGAGACCAGGAGUGAGGUGUGUUAGGCUGCAGUAGAGGUCUUUGUGGAAGGUGAGGAAUGAACUGAUUGCUCUUAUCAUCAUCGACAGUCUAGGAUGGAGGGUGGAUACGAGAGGAGAGCUGUUCCAAGACACAUCCGUUUGAAAAGUGUGCACCCCUCGUUGUU